AACGUUUCUUAAGAAAAGGUAGAAUAUUUGGAAAUUAUGUAUCACUACUGGGCGAAAUGGAAGUAGCGUGAGCUCCCCUCCCUUAAUUGUUUGAGCAGGUUGGGAUAAUCAUGUGUGAGCGUAGCGGUGUGUAGUCGAGCGCCAAGCCUUUGCUGCCCCACCCAAAUGUGCCCGGUACUGCGCAUGUGCGCGCUUUGCUCCGUCUGAGUGUUAUUCUCAUGGCCGCGCUUUGGUUACGUCGCUAGUCUGAGUACACUUGGCUGCUGGUUGCUUCUUUCCGCCUCGCCUACAUCGUGACCGCGCACGCAUCCUUGCCGUGGCCGAGCCUGAGCCGGGCGGUUCUUACGCUGGAAGGAGCAGGAGUCAGUGUGAACUAAUAACGGCCGCCGCCCGUGGGAGGGACGGAAAACACGAGUUAUAUACCGUGUGUAACGGAGCGGUGAGCGUGUCCGGCGAAGCCAGUCUCUACCGGAAUCUGAAAGCGGCUUAGCGAGGCCUAAGAAAUGGCAGCCAUCCGUAAGAAGCUUGUAAUUGUGGGAGAUGGUGCAUGUGGGAAAACCUGCCUGCUGAUUGUGUUCAGUAAAGACCAGUUUCCCGAGGUGUACGUCCCAACAGUUUUCGAGAACUAUGUGGCAGACAUAGAAGUGGAUAGCAAGCAGGUGGAGUUGGCCCUUUGGGAUACAGCUGGUCAGGAAGAUUAUGACAGACUGCGACCUCUGUCCUAUCCAGACACUGAUGUUAUAUUAAUGUGCUUUUCCAUUGAUAGCCCUGACAGUUUAGAAAACAUACCUGAGAAAUGGACCCCGGAGGUGAAACAUUUCUGCCCCAAUGUGCCGAUUAUUUUAGUUGGAAAUAAGAAGGAUCUGCGUAAUGAUGAACACACUCGUAGGGAGCUCACCAAAAUGAAACAGGAGCCUGUAAAGCCUGAAGAAGGUCGUGACAUGGCAAACCGUAUCUCAGCCUAUGGCUACAUGGAAUGCUCUGCAAAAACGAAAGAUGGCGUGAGGGAAGUGUUUGAGCUGGCUACGCGGGCAGCCCUGCAAGCCAGGCGUGGCAAGAAGAAAACCACGUGCCUUCUCAUCUAACCGAGAAACCUGCCGUAUUGCACACACACAACCUAUUCCCAUACUCCACUGGGGGACUGGGAGCCAUCGUGCAGCAAGGGUUAAGCCCACGGCAAAACGUACAGUCACAGAAAAAUCCUGGAAGGGAUGUUUAUUAAUCUUUAGAGUGUUCUUACUGGCCUUUUUGUCUUUUUCAUUUAUUCUGUUAUGAGAUUUUAUAAAAAAAAAAGUCAUCUUGCUACCAGUAUUUAAAAGUCAACGUUUUUUCUUUGAUAUAUAAAUAUAUAAUAUGUAACUUCACUGUUAGCAGAUUUGUCCAUGCACCAGACUAACUCUGACAUUCCACUGUAAAUCCCAGUCUGCACCAGGGAAUUCUGAUACCAGACUGGCUUCCUUUAUUUCUCCUAAGCUUCAUUUUGUCAUCCCCCUUCCACCCUAUUAAUAUGUGCUCCUGCCUUUAAUGGUGUAGUAAUAUAUGUUGCACUUUUGUUUUUGCCAUCACUUUGCUAAUUGAACAGGACAGCGGUUUCGGUUCACCUUUUAGUUGAUAGCAACAUGGCAGGAGCGGUGUUUACGUCACAGGGCUACUUUAGUUUUUCCUUCCCUGUGUACAGAGUUAAAGCUGCUCUACUAAAACUGUAUAAUGUGUCAAGAAGUCAUUGAUCCCAUUGAGCCUCCUGCUUCUUAAUUUGACGAGGGCGCUAAGUGUUCAUGCAGACAGGCUCCAUAUGAAAUGAGAGACGGCCGUUUUUAUACAAGUCUCUGAACAUGGUGGCAAAAGUUACCAGGGGCUCAUAUAAAAAAUGAAAAAAAGGAAAAAAAAAAAACUUCCCAAUGGCGUAGUUUAGCAGUCAAGCACUACAGAAGUUGUUGCCUUUGAAUCACUGUCCUGGGGGGGUGUCACGUGGCCUACAUGGGAGAGCGAUUAUUCGACUGUAACAAUACUGCUGCAGUGUCUAGAGGGGAAAACUUACUGUUGCUGGAAUGGUCUGCAACAGGUUGCUUUGCAAUGCAUUUUAAACCCUUUUGUAGCAAAAGGGGUUAAUUAUCUUUGGGUACACUGACUUGUUUUAAUUUUUUGUGGCAUUGGUUAAUAAAAAUUUCUAGAACCGUC
This is a messenger RNA of Xenopus tropicalis (tropical clawed frog), 2178 nucleotides long. NCBI's taxonomy places the organism in Eukaryota, Metazoa, Chordata, Amphibia, Anura, Pipidae. The record is from RefSeq and is a predicted model, not a curated record.